AUGUCAGAGGCAGAUAUUAUGCAAAUGAUGAACAUGCUAAAGUCCGGAAUUAGCACUUCACAGAUAUUUUGUCUUCUAGCUAGUCAAGCAUGCGGGUAUGAAUGUGUCGGCUAUGGUCCUAGAGAUAUGUACAAUGAGAUUGCUUGGCAAAGGCGUCAAGUUCCUGGUGAUGCAGCACGAGCGUUGAAGAAGUUGGAGGAUAUGCGAUUGAAGGAUCCACCAUUAUAUUUCAAGGCAUGUCAUGAUUCAAGAGGUUUAUUACGUAACUUAUUCUGGUCUAAUGGGAUUAGCCAACUAGACUACCAACUCUUCGGGGAUGUAAUUGCUUUGGAUACUACGUACAAGAAGAACAAGUAUAGUUGUCCAUUAGUCAUAUUUAGUGAGGGUAAGACCCCGACCUCAAUAAUAACUGAUGGGGCCAUGGCGAUUAGGAAUACAGUAAAAGAUGUAUUUUCCGAAGUCAGACAUAGAUUAUGCGCUUGGUACCUUAUUCGAAAUGUGACUAGCAAUGUUGGAAAUCCAAAUUUUCCUUCUAAUUUCAAGAAAAUCAUGAUGGGAGACUACGAGAUUCCCGUGUUUAAGCGUAAGUGGGUUCAACUUAUUGAAGAAUUUGGCCUUGAGGAUAAUCCGUGGGUGAACAACAUGUAUGAAGAGAAGCAUAUAUGGGCUACUGCAUAUAUAAGAGAGCAUUUUCAAAGGUGUGUUGCACACUUGCGCUUUAAAGAAUUUAAUGCUGAUUAUGAAUCUACACGUGGGGCGCCCGUCAUACAGACUUGUAUAGAGCUGCUAGAGAGAUUUGCUGCUGAGACAAAGAAGGUGAAAUCAGCAUUCAAUGAUGCAAGUGGGUUCACCAGGGAUGCUGUUGUUAUUAGUCGUCAAAGUGCCUUGAUGGAAUUUUCUAAACAAUUGGCUUCUAUUGCUGCUAAAGUCCCAGAGAGAUUUGAAGAGACACGUGACAUUAUUAUGGGGUUGUACUCAUCUUACAAGGCCCAGGACAACCAUCUAAGAAGAAGCAGCAACGUUGUAGUGUUUAUCAAAUGGAAGGACAUUGACAACAACGUUAUGGAAGAUGAAGCUAAUGGUUUAGAUAAUGGCAACAUGUAUACCGAACCGACUCCUGAUUUAGAUAGUGAUAAUUAG
Molecule: messenger RNA, 1140 nt
Organism: Arachis ipaensis
Lineage: Eukaryota; Viridiplantae; Streptophyta; Magnoliopsida; Fabales; Fabaceae
Product: protein FAR1-RELATED SEQUENCE 5-like
Source: RefSeq, a predicted model, not a curated record